Recurvomyces mirabilis is the source of this 3285-nucleotide messenger RNA. RefSeq names its product phosphatidylinositol-3,5-bisphosphate 5-phosphatase (gene FIG4). Gene Ontology annotation, cellular component: intracellular membrane-bounded organelle. Gene Ontology annotation, molecular function: phosphatidylinositol-3,5-bisphosphate 5-phosphatase activity. Lineage: Eukaryota; Fungi; Ascomycota; Dothideomycetes; Mycosphaerellales; Teratosphaeriaceae. The record is from RefSeq and is a predicted model, not a curated record. The transcript has a single exon. Gene Ontology annotation, biological process: phosphatidylinositol dephosphorylation. The coding region runs from base 1 to 3285 and encodes 1094 amino acids.
AUGGACCAUGGGCCUGUGGACGCUGCGCCGAAUGCAGACGCCGAUUACCAGGACCCAAGCGCACGCCCAGAGUCUCGUGACGAUGCUCGAUUGAACAUCCCGCGCCGUGGUGGCGGAUUCCGUGUUGCAUCCCGAAGUCGAAGUAGAGAAUUCGAGCAGAAUGGUAGUGGAGGUGAUCAUGCCAGCACUCGAAGUCGUAGCCGACGACCAAGCUACAACAGUGAGUCGGCAGGGUCAUUUGACGAUGGGCCGGUCCUGAAGCGAGUGGGUGCUGUUGAUGGCGAGGAGGACCGGGAUGCUGACGGUGAAGGCGAUGGUGGGGAGAUCCAUCUUACGGAGAAGGGUCACCACGAUAUGCCUGAGCAUGAUGCUGUCGAUGAGGGAGAUGGUGCUGGUCCGAAUACUGCGGGCUCAACCAGAGAUCGCUCGCAUAGGAUGUACAAAUUUACGCUGUACGAGACUAAUGCUAGAUACUGGAUUACUGGCGCAGAUGUCACGGAUAAGUCCUUUCGACUGCUGCGGAUAGAUCGAACUUCUCCCCCUGGACAAGUCGUCCUGUUUGAGGAUGCGACGAUCUACGAUCGGAGGCAGAUGAACGAGGUGCUGACUAGUAUCGAUGAGGGUAAUCGUGCCACGGGAGGUCUGAGACUGAAAUAUGGCUUCUUCGGUUUGCUCGGCUUCAUCAGGUUCACAGAGGCACACUACAUGCUCCCCGUCACAAAGCGCCAACAAGCUGCUAUGAUAGGAGGCCACUAUGUCUAUCAGAUCGAAGAUACAGAGAUGGUGCCUUUGACCACAGGCGCCAGCUCCCGCUUCAUGCGCGAUCGUAAUCCAGAAGAGCUUCGCUUUCUGGGUAUUUUGAACAACCUUGAUCUGAAUAAACACUUUUACUUCAGCUAUGCGUACGACAUCACGCAUAGUCUGCAGCACAACAUCAUCACGCAACGGGCAGCUCUAGCAGACGGCCGACAUGAUCCAAAGCCGGACUUCAAUGCCAUGUUCGUGUGGAACCAUCAUCUGCUGAAACCCGCCACGGCAGCGCUCAAGCACCCGUUUGAUUGGUGUCUACCCAUCAUCCACGGUUUCAUCGACCAGACUUGCCUCGACAUAUUUGGCCGAAGUGUAUACAUCACCAUCAUUGGCCGUCGCUCUCGCCACUUCGCCGGAGCUCGAUUCCUAAAGCGAGGCGUCAACGAUUUAGGCUAUGUUGCAAACGAUGUUGAAACUGAGCAGAUAGUGGCAGAGAAGCUCACCACAUCAUUUCAUGCUCCCGGACCGAAGCUGUACUCCAAUCCAACAUACACAUCCUACCUCCACCACCGUGGCAGCAUACCACUCUACUGGACGCAAGAUAACAGCGGCGUGACCCCGAAACCUGACAUCGACAUCAACCUCAAUGAUCCCUUCUACCAGCCUGCGGCACUACACUUCGACAACCUCUUCGAGCGCUACGGCUGUCCAUUGUACAUCCUCAACCUCAUCAAAGCACGAGAACGAACACCACGCGAAUCGAAACUCCUCGCACAAUUCGCCGAAAGCGUCGACUACCUAAAUCAAUCCUUACCACCUCACGCCAAGGUCAUCUACAAGACCUUUGACAUGUCCCGAGCAUCCAAGACCCGAGGCGGGGAUGUCAUAGGAAGUCUUGAGACCAUAGCAUCCGAGAUCCUGAACUUGACGAAUUUCUUCCACAACGACCCGACCUCACCUCGACUCCAGAAUGGUAUCGCACGGACAAACUGUAUUGAUUGCCUAGACCGUACGAACGCGGCACAGUUUGUGAUAGGCAAGCAUGCCUUGAGUCUGCAGCUACGAGCGCUGGGUCUCUAUCCUCCGGAUCCGCAUCCCACGAUUCCUUAUGAUACCGACUGCAUUAAUACGUUCACCUCCCAAUUUCACUCGCACGGCGACACGAUUGCAGUACAAUACGGUGGCUCUCACCUCGUCAACACCAUGGCCACAUACCGGAAACUGAACCACUGGCAAAGCUCUAGCAGAGACAUGGUAGAGAGUUUCAAGCGCUACUACCACAAUUCAUUCCUCGACAGUCAGAGGCAGGAGGCGUAUAAUCUCUUCUUGGGGAAUUACGUCUGGGUACUGGGUGAACCACGACUGUGGGAGCUAGGAAGCGAUUACUAUCUCCAUCAUUCUGGCCCGCGAGGCUGGGGCGAGAGGAGGAAAGGGAGAAGGAGCUAUAUAUUCUGGUUCACUCCCGAGUUCCUGCACGAGAGGGUGAUGCCGGUCGUGAGUGCUGAUGCCGUGGCAGCGCUCAAUGAUGUCCCAGGCAAGGAUGAUGUGGGAAAGAAGGUAGAGGGAAAGAAGGACGGCAUAAUCCCCGCCUACGACGAAUACUGGCUGGAAUGCUACCGCCCCACCGCCCUCUCCUCCCUGCAGAAAAUCUACUCCUACCGCAUCAACGCCGAACACCGUUUCCUCCCCGACCGACCACACGCCAAUCGCGACGGAGGGAAGUACAAUUUUUCUCCUUUUGUGCCGAGACUGGAAGCGCAUCAGCGACGCCCAUCUAUUGAUUCGCCGGACAAGAGACAGACGAGCAGCCAGCAGCAGCAGCAUCAGAGGAAAGGUGUCACGAUCUUGGAUCCCAUGGAUGAUGCGCCUUCCCUGUAUCCGCCUAGCGAGGAGGUUGGGGCGGGAGGCGGGAUUCCUCCACCCAGGAAUGUACCGUCGAGUGCGAUGGAGAUCCAGCCUACGAAUGGGAUCUUGAGGGAACCGACGCAGGCGAGAAGAACAUCUGAGCAGCAGCAGCAGGAGCAGGCCCAGAUGGCGCCGGAUAAAGCUACCAUGCACCUCUGGUCGCUAGAGAAGAUCCACCGUUCUUCCCUCCAUCCCUCCGUCUCGGUCACGGAGUCGAGGGAGUACGAAAGGUAUAUUUCCCAUCCACUGCAUUUACCCCUCGUCACGAAUCCGACCGACCACAUCUCCUCCGACCGCAGUAGCAGCAGCAGUACCGCGGCCGCACCUUCCGCCUCAACAACCGCCGAAUACAUCGCCUAUCUCUCCCUUACCCAGCCGUCCAUCCUGACUUCAACGUCGACGUCCCAUCCCACCCACCAGAAGAAGCUCAAUGGCGGGCAUGUCGACGAUGUAGAUGAAGCGGAUCUGCAACAAUUCCUCGAUUUCGUGGCAGAUGGCCGGGAGGAGGAUGUGUUGACGGUCACGGAGGGGGAUGGCGGGAAGAAGAGGUAUAAGGCUUAUCGGCAGUGGUUGAGGGGGAAGAGUCUGUUUAAGCAGAGUAAGGUUGAUCCGGAGUAUCGGACGGGAUGA